Thunnus maccoyii (southern bluefin tuna) is the source of this 1077-nucleotide messenger RNA. RefSeq names its product placenta-specific gene 8 protein-like. The transcript has 3 exons. Lineage: Eukaryota; Metazoa; Chordata; Actinopteri; Scombriformes; Scombridae. Bases 12 to 443 code for a protein of 143 amino acids. The record is from RefSeq and is a predicted model, not a curated record.
UACAGUCGUGGAUGAGCAGCUCAGCCAUGUCCCGACAGGUGGUCCAGGUCCAGCCGCAAAGCAGGGUUCAAGAUGCAGGGCAAUGGAGCACUGGCCUGUGUGAAUGCUAUAAAGACAUAGGAGACUGCUGCUUUGCCCUGUGCUGCCUCCCAGUGUUUACCUGUAAGGUGACCAGUGCGGUGGGUGCAUGUCCCUGCCUGCCUCUGCUGGACUGUAUCGGCUGUGUACCUCCAGCUUCAUUAGCCAUGAGGGCUUCUGUCAGGGAACGAUACGGCAUACAGGGGAGUGUUUGGAGCGACUGCCUGUAUGGAUGCUGCUGCUACCCGCUAUCUUGGCUCCAGAUCUCCAGAGAGCUGAAGAGAAGAGCAGCAUCCCACGCCUCCUCCUCCUCCUCAGCCAGAUACACUGCCCUAACCUCCCUGCAGGGGGCGCACUUGGUCUAGACAUGUCCAACAUUUCUUUCAUCUGGCCUCCGCUGCUGCCUGUCCCUGCAGGGUACAGGAGUUGAUUUAAUCACAUUUCCUCCGGUCUGCCGCCACUCCUUGUUACCUCAGAGAUUUCAGCGGGGACACAAUGUGUCUCACAGAAAGAAAAGUUAAGUCUGUGCUGAAAAGCAGCACAAAAGUGAAUCAAAUGUUAAAGCAGGGGGAACUUUGCAUGCAAUUUUAAGUCACUGAUUGGUAUAUUUCCUUUGGGAGAAUGGAAAAGUACCACUGAUGAUGCCUUUAGUAAGAAUACAUUAACAAACAAUACACAAAGACAAUAAAACCUGCAUUUCAAAAUAUGAGUUUGACAUUGUCAACAAGGUAAAGCAAGAGAACUGCACAUGCCACUUUUCAAAAUGAUAGUGUAAACUUUUCCUGAAUGUAUGGAAACCAAAUGUCACAUUACUCCCAAAGUCUGUCUUAGUAAGUUUAGUUUUCUUAUUUUAUGAAGAAUUAUCAAUUAAUGAGGACAAAUAGAGCAUUCACUUCCACAUUCAGUGGCCAAAUCAAAGGUUGCUCACCAAAUCUCAUAGCAAUAGCUUAGUAACUGAUUUUACUGUAGUUUUACUGUUUUAACACUUUGCAUGAUUUG